Messenger RNA from Ipomoea nil (Japanese morning glory), 564 nucleotides. RefSeq lists its product as uncharacterized. The coding region runs from base 1 to 564 and encodes 187 amino acids. The record is from RefSeq and is a predicted model, not a curated record. The transcript has a single exon. NCBI's taxonomy places the organism in Eukaryota, Viridiplantae, Streptophyta, Magnoliopsida, Solanales, Convolvulaceae.
AUGGGGAGUGAUCAUGAUUUAGUUGCUAAUUUGAUGUCGAAAAUAUCUAGUGCUUUCAAAAUUAGGGAUCUUGGAGAACAUGAAUUCUUCCUUGGAAUUGAAACUAUUAAAUGCAAUGAUGGUAUUUUACUAUCACAACAGAGAUAUAUGAAUGAUAUCUUGAAACGUGUUGGAAUGGCAGAGUGCAAGGAGCUAGUCACGCCUAUAUCAGCUUCAAAAUCUGUCUCAUUUAGUGCUGACUUGUAUGAUGAUCCUACUCAGUACAGGAGCCUAGCAUGGGCGCUGCAAUUAAUUUACAUGCUCCUGACUAUAACUCGUCCCGAUCUCUCCUUUGCAGUUAAUUUGUUAUGUCAACAUAUGCAUGCUCCUACCGUUUCACAUUGGGAGCAACUGAAACGGGUACUGAAGUAUGUUAAAGGGACUGUAAGUUUUGGUCUUCAUAUCAAAAAGUCAAUCUCAAGAGAACUUCAUGCAUUCUCUAAUUCUUACUGGACUGGCUGUCCGGAAGAUCGAAAAUCUACUAGUGGUUUUGCUGUAUUUCUUGGAUCCAAUCUUGUAUCUUAG